This is a messenger RNA of Gadus chalcogrammus (walleye pollock), 3844 nucleotides long. Its product is annotated as cGMP-inhibited 3',5'-cyclic phosphodiesterase 3A-like. The transcript has 12 exons. Gene Ontology annotation, cellular component: cytosol. The record is from RefSeq and is a predicted model, not a curated record. The coding region runs from base 919 to 3834 and encodes 971 amino acids. Gene Ontology annotation, biological process: oocyte maturation; positive regulation of oocyte development. Lineage: Eukaryota; Metazoa; Chordata; Actinopteri; Gadiformes; Gadidae. Gene Ontology annotation, molecular function: 3',5'-cyclic-AMP phosphodiesterase activity.
CCAUUUCGACGGUGACAUUCCACUCAAAAUAACCCGAGUAAAAUAUACACCAAAGGCAAGAUACACACGGCAUUGGCUCGGCUUUUAUAAUUUUUAUCAGUCAUUUCUCAUGAAAAUCCAAACAGAAGUGCUGCCUGCUGGGAAGGGUGAGUAAGGAGCGGAGAGUUCAGUGCGCUGGAAAAAAGGUGCUCCAUGGGUUUAGUCGGAAUUCGGCAUUGUGUGAACGGCACACAAGCGUCGCGCGGCGACACGCACGUAGCGGUGCGCCGGCGGCGGAGCUGACACCAAGACAUUCCGGAGAAUCCUCGGAAACCAAAAAAAGGGCAACACACUGAUGAAGGAACUGAAUUCGUCAAUGUGAUUACCUUCGAAGAUAGCGGACCAUUCCCUCCCAAACUAUUGGGGGCUUCUGAAUAGGAUCGCAAAGUGGCCAAACAAUGGAAAACAGAGAGUGUGUUUGUGUGUGUCUUUGCGUUUUGCCGCUCGUGGAGUAGGACUGGUGGUUUUUAAUAGAAGCCGCUGCUGAUCGCGGUGGGCAGGACGCGGCGGAGCGCGCGAUGACACCAGACGGAGAGAGCGACGGCGCGACAAGAAUCAGGACACAAUAGGACGUGAUAGUGUGCACGCGGAGAGGUACUGCCCCAGAUCCGUGACAUCCCCGUGGUUCGGUGGUUCAGUGACUCUUUAUUUAUCGUUGGUUUGUAAUCGCACACCCGCCAAGACGGGCUGUUCCAACCACCAUUCAUAUCCGUGCGUAAAUGGAGUGUUUGUCAGUGCGUGUGGAGGAUUCCUGCGUUUGUUUUGCAUAUACGUUCGUCGCGAGCGGCUCCCUCUCUGGCCCUUGACCUUUUACGCACUAGAUGUAGACAAUCCAAGACUUCCUUUUACGUCCAUAUCUGCCAUGAGGCUGCGGUGGUGAUGGCGACGCCAACGGAGCCUGACGCACGCAAAGAAAAAGGGUCCCGGGCACCGGAACGCAACGGCUACGUGAAAGCACGUGCGACUCCGAUUCCCCUGUGCAGCGACCCACGGGAUCACGACGCACCGUGGUGGAAGCUGGCCACGCUCACCGACCGAGUCUGGAGUUCCCGUCCACUCCGGUGCGCGGUGUGUGUGGGAUCCCUCUCGGUUGUUUUCGCUCUGCUGCUCGUUCAACGUGCAGACCGGAGCUCUGAGGUCAGCAGUGGCAGCAGCCUACUCUCUGCGUCGUCUCCCGUUCAGUUGGCGUCAGACAGCGCAGCGGAGCUGUUGCAAACUUGCUGGAGCGCGGUGGUCUCGCCAGUGCUGAGCCUCACGUGUGCCUUCUUCUGGGUGGGUUUGUACUCGAUUCGCUGCGGAGUGCUCAUUCCGGCCGCCCUUUUCCUUUUAACAGUUUGCCACCUGGCCGAAACGGCGGCGCGGUCUCUCUUGUGGCCCGGGACCGAUGAGCAGCAGCUGUUUUCAUCCACUUCCACAGCCUCCAACGCGGUCGUGCUCCUCGCCUGCCUGGCCGCCGGUGCACUCAUGGUAGCGCGGCUGAACCAGGGAAUCUCAGUGGUCGUGUGCGUCAGCGUGGUCCGGACUAUCUCCCUCAUCUCCCUGCACAAGGUACGCGCCACUUGGAGACCCUACGUGGCCUACCUGGUCGGCGUGCUGGGCAUCCUACUGGCGAGGUAUGCUGACAAGCUCCUGCAGAACCCAGCAAGGAUACAUAAGGAGGGCUGUACCCCCGUGAGCGGAGCGAGGGGAGAGAUCCCUGCGUUUAAAAGGCGAAGGAGGUCCAGUGGUUCUGUGAUCAUAUCGUCAGACAUGGCGCACAGUCAGCCCAACAGCAGCAAGUCACACCGGAGGACCUCUCUGCCCUGCCUCCAGCGGGACCAGAUGUUGCCCCACUCAGAAUGGGACCACAAGAGAGGCUCCAGAGGCUCCCAGGUCGGUGCCAUCUCAGUGUUCACCUUCAUUUACAUCACAGUGUGUCAUAGUCCCAUGGCACACAACACACACUCACCCAAUUGUGUAGUAAUCGUCUUGUCUGGGACCACAACCAUGUCACUAUUAUAUCGAUGCAUCUCCCAGCUCCAGGUUUUACUCAUUGUUCACAGCUGUGGGCGGCCCUACAUCAGGUUGAGUGUUGGAGAGGGCUCCAUAGAGAAAGGAGACAGAACGCCGCGGCCAGAGGACUCAGUGUUGGUGUCGUCGGACUACGAGAGCACCCACGAGGGGAACCACAGCGACGGCAGCGACGCCGCGCACACGGAGGACGACGCGGAGGAGGGCAGAGGCUCCUCCCAGAGUCUCCUGCUCCACCCACUCAUCCCCCCCGAGGACAAACCUAUGCUGGCCCCCAUGCCGUUGUUGAUGGACGAUCUGGAGCCCCUGAUGAGCCAGUUAAACAACUGGAACUUCCCCAUCUUUAACCUGAUGGAGAAAACCAAUGGGAAGUGUGGACGAAUCCUCAGUCAGGUUGCUUAUCGGCUUUUCGAAGACACCGGCUUAUUCGCAACUUUUAAGAUUCCGGUGCAAGAAUUCAUGAACUACUUCCAUGCCCUUGAAAACGGCUACAGAGACAUACCAUAUCAUAACAGAAUCCAUGCCACAGACGUGCUCCAUGCAGUCUGGUACCUCACCACGCAGGCAGUACCCGGGCUACCCAGCCUCAUCAACCACGACCACGGCUCCACCAGUGACUCAGACUCUGACAGCGGGAUAACUCACAGCCACAUGGGCUACCUGGUGUCCAAGACGUACACGGUGUCGGAGGACGGCUACGGCUGUCUGUCGGGCCUCAUCCCCGCCCUGGAGCUCAUGGCGCUCUACGUGGCCGCCGCCAUGCACGACUACGACCACCCGGGGAGGACCAACGCCUUCCUGGUGGCCACCAGCGCCCCGCAGGCGGUGCUGUACAACGACCGCUCGGUGCUGGAGAACCACCACGCAGCCUCCGCCUGGAACCUCUUCAUGUCCCGCAGCGAGUACAACUUCCUGGCCAACCUCGACCACGUGGAGUUCAAGCGCUUCCGCUUCCUGGUCAUCGAGGCCAUCCUGGCCACCGACCUCAAGAAGCACUUUGACUUCCUGGCUGAGUUCAAUGCCAAGGUGGGGGACCAACAGUCGGCCGGUAUUGACUGGUCCAACGAGAACGACCGGUUACUGGUGUGUCAGAUGUGCAUCAAACUCGCUGACAUCAACGGGCCCCUGAAAUGCAAGGACCUGCACCUCCAGUGGACCGAGGGCAUCGUCAACGAGUUCUACGAACAGGGGGACGAGGAGUCCAGCCUGGGCCUUCCAACCAGCCCCUUCAUGGACCGCUCGGCCCCCCAGCUGGCCAAGCUCCAGGAGUCCUUCAUCACCCACAUCGUGGGCCCGCUCUGCAACUCCUACAACUCGGCCUGCCUCAUCCCCGGCCACUGGGUGGAGGCGGAGCUAGGGUGCGAGGGGGCGGAGCCGGCGGAGAACGAGGAAGAGGUGGAUGAGGAGGAGGAGGAGGAGGAGGAGGAGGAGGAGGAUGAUACAGCUGAGGAGGAUGCGUCCAGCGGCUCCGAGGCCUCCCAGAAAAGUGCUCAGAAGAAACGGAGGAAAGUGUUCUGCCAGAUCACCCAGCACCUGAUGGAAAACCACGAGAUGUGGAAGAAGGUGACCGCCGAGGAGACCCAGAAGGCCCAGGCUCAAGGGGCUGAAUCCGGGCGUCACGGCAAUGCGACCGAGCCAAUCCUAGCCAUCCAUGAAGAGGAGGAGGAGCCAGGGAGCAAAGAGGAGCUUGUGGAGGGGGAGGAGCCAGAGGAGGGGCCAGAGGAGGCGCCAGAAGAGGCGCCAGAGGUUGCCGUCGGUGCGGAGGAUGAAGAUACACAACAAUAGCCACAGUCGA